AGUUUAUUGAAGCUAUAAAGGAGCUAGGUAUUACUUUUUUGGUUGCAAAGUUUGAUGGCAUUCUUGGGCUUGGAUCGCAAGAAAUUUUUGUUGGAAACCAGUAUCUGUGUGCAUAGUGCUUCUAGCUACAACAGCAGGCUACGCUGUGGUAGGUUCGGAUGGCCCUUGGCCUCCGGGCCGCGCCGCUCGGUAGUGGCCACUGCUAUGUUGCUGAGUUGGCUGUGCGAGGAAGGGGAAGGCCUGGACAUGAUGGACACCACCCCGGAGCCUGACAAGGAGGUCGUAAGGUCCGAGCCCGAGCCCGGCCUGACAAGAAGGUACCUUAGCUGCUUGCCUCCACAAUCAGUCCAAGAUGGCACUUUUUCCCGUUCUGGUGUGCUCUAUCGUGCUAUAGCAUCUAUCUAGUUGUAAAUUAGCUUGAUCCGGUUGAGAUUAGGAUUUUAUUGUUGGGUUACCAUAUUAGGAGUUUAUUGAAGCUAUAAAGGAGCUGGGUGUACUUUUUUGGUUGCAAAGUUUGAUGGCAUUCUUGG
Messenger RNA from Lolium perenne, 530 nucleotides. The record is from RefSeq and is a predicted model, not a curated record. NCBI's taxonomy places the organism in Eukaryota, Viridiplantae, Streptophyta, Magnoliopsida, Poales, Poaceae.